GACGUGACCCAGCAGGGACAGAUUGAGGAGGAGGCCAGAAUAGCUACUGUGAGGCAGGUCAAGCAAGCUUCAUGGCUGCCAUUCCACAGGCUCAGAACAGAGCUGCGUAUUACCCCACCAGCCAGCUGGCCCAGCUGAGGCCCAGCCCCCGCUGGACGACACAGGGCGUCAGACCACAGCACUUCCAGAACAUGCCAGGUGCCAUGAGGGCCCAGCCACCAUGGCCCCAGAUCUUCAGUACGAUGGGGCCUGCCUACCAGGUGCCUUGCGUGGUGUCCACUCAGCGUGAUGCCCAGUCUAUGGGUCCUCGCCCUAUGACUGCAGCAGCAGCAGCAGCAGCAGCCCCAGUGCGUGGCGUGCCCCUAUACAAGUACGCCCCUGGAGUACGCAACCCCCAGCAGCACAUAAUCACCCAACCACAGGUUGCCAUGCAGCAGCCUGCUGUCCAUGCGCAGGGGGAGGAGCCUCUGACCGCCUCCAUGUUGGCAGCUGCCCCUCCACAGGAACAGAAGCAGAUGCUGGGUGAGCGUCUCUUCCCGCUGAUCCAGAACAUGCACCCAACCCUGGCUGGAAAUAUCACAGGAAUGCUGUUGGAGAUCGAUAACUCUGAGCUGCUCCACUUGCUGCAGUCUCCAGAGUCUCUGCGCUCUAAGGUUGAUGAAGCCGUGGCUGUGCUCCAGGCUCACCAAGCCAAAGAGGCAGCCUAUAAGAAUGUGCCCAACUCUGGUGUCCCAAGUGUCUAAGCCAAGGAAAAGGGAACCUUGACACUUGAAAAUGAAAAAAUAAACAUUGAAAAAAUGAAAACACACAAAACAUUGUGAAAAGAUCUUAAAACAUUGUUUAAAAGGUGAAAGAAAAAGAAAACUGGUGGUCUUUCACUGCUCUCCUGUUGCAUAAUGUCUACUGAUUUUCUUCCUAAUCCUCCACUCACAUGUAAGGAUCUAGCAGCUAUCUGAGAUUCUCUGUUAUUGUGGAAAACAAAACAUCAAAACUACUCCCUCACCUCUACAUAAAGAGAUGACACACACACACACACACACACACACACAUUAGCAGACACUGUCCAAAGUGACCUACGUAUGGUGGAUACGUGUCUGAACGUUGAAAGUGAAUCUCAAUAGUUGUCUGUCUGGAUGUACUGUAUUAUGUGUUGCGGUUGUACUCAUAGGCUGUACAGUAUAUAUGUGUGUACUAGGGCUGUCAAAAUAACCGAUUAAUUUAGAUUAAUUAGUUUGAGAUAAAAUAACUGAUUAAACGCAGAUUAAUCGAUGACCUUUGACCCGGAGCCAUUCUAGUCAGUAACCAUUAGACCGUAAAAUGGGGAGACGACAAUGUGCUGCCUGGAUCAUUGAUUGGCACAUUUACUUGAAAAAAAAAACGUCCUGACGGUGUUAAAAAGAAAGUGUUGAUUAAAACAAAGUCCUCUGCGAUGUCUGCAGCACAGAAUUUGCAUAUCACCGGAGUUUGUCAACUCUUAAAGGGAUAAUCCGGAGUGAAAUGCACUUUAGAUCAAUUUUUCGGACUAUUGGGAGUACAUACGUUGAGUUGACACCAAAAUCAUGUAAUUCG
This is a messenger RNA of Sardina pilchardus (European sardine), 1569 nucleotides long. Its product is annotated as polyadenylate-binding protein 1A-like. The record is from RefSeq and is a predicted model, not a curated record. Gene Ontology annotation, biological process: positive regulation of canonical Wnt signaling pathway; protein polyubiquitination. The transcript has 2 exons. Gene Ontology annotation, molecular function: RNA binding; ubiquitin-ubiquitin ligase activity. Gene Ontology annotation, cellular component: cytoplasm; nucleus. Bases 72 to 743 code for a protein of 223 amino acids. Lineage: Eukaryota; Metazoa; Chordata; Actinopteri; Clupeiformes; Clupeidae.